Molecule: messenger RNA, 1431 nt
Organism: Brugia pahangi
Lineage: Eukaryota; Metazoa; Nematoda; Chromadorea; Rhabditida; Onchocercidae
Source: the annotation of a GenBank genome assembly
AUGGAAGUUAUAGUGCAAGAUGAUUGCCGAUUUAGGCCUACAUUUGAAAAUUAUAUCACAAUUAUUUCAUUUUGUAUUAUUUUUUGCCUCUCUGUUAUUGGUAAUGCAGUUGUUGUUGCUGUCAUUUUGCAGCAACAUUCAAUGCGAUCAGUAACAAAUAUUUAUUUGUUAAAUUUGGCAAUAUCUGAUUUGAUGUUAUCAGUAAUUUGCAUGCCACCAACUCUUAUUAGUUCCGUUAUUUAUUGUUGGAUAUUUGGCGAUCUCCUUUGCAAGUUAUUUGCAUACUUACAACCAGUUGUAGUGACAGCAUCAGCUUAUACAUUAGCUGUAAUAGCAUUUGAACGAUACUAUGCCAUCUGCAAGCCUUUACAUUCGAGAAUUUGGCAUACUCGAUCACAUGCCUAUACAAUGAUCACUUUAGUUUGGCUUAUUUCUAUCCUGGCUAAUUUAUUUAUGCUUUUCAUGUUCGAAUUACAAACUUAUAAUGUGAACGGCUUAACAUGUGCACCCAAGCAUCGACCUAUCCUUCAUUUCGGUUAUCAAAUAUAUAUGACCUCAGUAUUACUGCUUAUUCCAUUAUGCAUAAUGAUCGUUUUAUAUGGAUCAGUGAUACAUGCACUUAGAGUUGACAUGAAGAUCGAUCAUACUUCCACUGCAACAACUGAAAAUCUCGGUGCUACGACAAGGAACGAUGAGCGACAUGAGAAUACCAUGCGUGGCAGCUUGAAAAUGUUGAAAAACAAGAAUAGAAAAAAUAUAAAUUCCAAUUCAUCAACGAAAUUCAAUUGCUUCAGUUGUUUUUAUACUUCAAUGAAGCAAAUACGAAAUAAUUCUGAUGCAACAUCCUUAACUGUUAGACGAAAAAAUAAAUCGAUGGAUUUUACCAAUAAAAGUAGUCUUCGGUCUACUCACAGUGAACGGUCAGUUCUGGCCAAACAACGUGUUAUCAAAAUGCUCAUCGUUAUUGUUAUCAUAUUUUUUUGCUGUUGGACACCAAAUUAUAUGUGGUGGCUAUUGCUAACAGCUCAAGAUUCAUUUAGGACUUUCGAUAUUUGGAAUUCAGAAGUAAACACAGCAAUAACAGUACUUUGUUACAUAUCUUCAUGUGCUAAUCCGAUCACUUACUGUUUCUUGAAUAAGAAAUUUCGUACCGCACUUCUAGUUACGUUUGGUUGUUUACGGAAAACUCCGAAUAACUUCUCUACGAUUUAUUUACCCGAACCAGCAAUGGACACAUUGACACAAAAGAAAUCAAACGAUGAAAUGACAGCCUUUCGGACAGAAAGGAUGAGUCAGAAUAAUCAAUCAUCAAUAAAUGUCAUUCAUUCUAAAACGGUAUUUUAUGGUGCAGGUUCAACCACAACAACAAUAGCAACAACAACAACAACAACAGGUCAUCAGGAAAGGAAGAAGCCAGUAUUCGAGUUAUAG